Puccinia graminis f. sp. tritici CRL 75-36-700-3 is the source of this 3504-nucleotide messenger RNA. RefSeq lists its product as uncharacterized. The transcript is spliced from 7 exons. The record is from RefSeq and is a predicted model, not a curated record. The coding region runs from base 1 to 3504 and encodes 1167 amino acids. NCBI's taxonomy places the organism in Eukaryota, Fungi, Basidiomycota, Pucciniomycetes, Pucciniales, Pucciniaceae.
AUGGAUCCACCCCGAUUUGGAGAAGAUGCCAAGUGGCAGUUAGAUGAGGAUUUCGGGUCUUCUGACUGCCAGUCUGGCCCAGAAGAAACAGCCAAGGUCUCAAUCCGACUCUCACGAGGCAAGCCUAAAGUCAACAAAGAACGGCUUGACACCGAGUCCGCGGGGCAAAACGAUAAGACUUUCUUUUUGCCAACAAUGAAUGAAGAAACGUUCAUCAACCACAACUGCGUCAUGGAUCCACAGGGUUAUCCAAUACUCCCCAAUGGAAACACGGUGUAUGUGAGACCACCGGGUGCAAACAUCUCUAACUUCGGCAAUGUCGGGUUUUCCAAGCGAACCGGGACCGAGUACCGCUCAAAAGGUGCCUGGAAGCUGAAGCGGAUCUAUUGCUUGGGGGUCCUGUCCUGCGACUUGCCUGGCUGUCGGUGGGCUGGGGCUCCUCCAACCGGUCGGGUUGUAAUGUCGGAGUGGUUGGAAAAAAACUCUCACUGUCGAGGCGCUCGUGGAACGUGUCUAGGGACGGUUGUGCACAUUCCAUGCAAGCAAACACUCGUCCGGGUCGAUGAGCAUGUUGCUACGACCUGGGCUGUUCUACGUCACAGAGGUAUACAUGAUCACCCUUGGCCGGAGGCAAAGAAGCCUGACCAACUUGCAAGGGACGCUCUGAAGAGUGUGAUUGCAUCGAAUCCCAAGGCCGGUGCCUUUGCUCUCAGGAUCAGGAAGCCAAAUGCAUCAAAGGACUCUUACGAGAGCGUCUUGGAUAUCCACCCGUCCCUAGGCAAUGCGGAUCGAUUGCGUUAUUAUCGCAAGCUGAUGCUCAAAGAGUUGAACAUUACACCUGACAAUAUUAGUGGUGAGGUUGAUGAUAAGUUCAUAACAGACUUAUUCAAAUGGGUCAAACGUGGGAUGCUUAUCAUCUCAUCUUCAUACUUGGAAGGCGAGGAGCACUUUACGUUCCAGUCUGAUUGGAUGCAGAAGCGCCUCUUGGCGCGGAAUAUUGAUAAUCUGGUUUAUAGCACGGGGCUUGUGUCUGAUGUUACCUAUCGAUUCUUUCGAAAUGGGUAUUUGCUAUCCACCUCAAUGUACUGUGAAGAACUAGCUAGAUGGGUUCCCAUCCAGCUCACCUGGAUCCGAGGCUUGGCCGAGAAGUAUUACGAGCGUCACUUUGCAACAUUAUUCCGCCAGUUCUUACGUCCGGAUUUCACCAAAGCUGAAAGAGACAUACUUGUUUGCAACAUUGUUGACUUCUCGGCGGCUCAGCGUGAGGGGUUUGUGGCGGCUUACUGGGAGGUUUUUGGGGUUUGCGAGAAGAAGGUAGUGCUUGAUAAGCUGCAAGGGUGUCAUGAACACUACCGUGCACAAGUAAGCCGAGUGAAGAAAAACCGCCAUGUUGUUAUGGCUGAUGAAGAGUCUACUUUCCAGACCAUGUGCAUGGAUCUGAUCAAAAAGCCGGUUGAAGGCGAUCCCACCCACGAGGAGCAGAUCGAUGCCCUGCGUAGGCGUUUCCCAAAGGCAAAACGGUGGCUAGAUUGGUGGACCAUGGCCGACGUGGAGGCCAUGCUCUUCCCUUCCCGCCGUCCGCUAUUAGAAGACACUCCUGAUGGGCAGGACCGACCGACAAAGACGACGAAUGCACAGGAGAGUCUUCAUCGGUUGGAAGGAAAGACUUCCCUAAUGCUGGGCAUGGUCCAGCUGUACUCGUUCAUCAAAGUCCUUGAGGAGGACUUUGAUGCCGUGAUGCGAGGUGUAUCAAUCGAAUACGGUUCCGCCCGCAAGGGGAUUGAUGACAUCUCGCAAUCACUUGGUUGGGAGAAGAAGCGGAAACGAGCUCCCAACCCAGCCAAGCCGGCUGUUGACGAGAAGGUUCGACAUGCCUCGGUGAAUGAUGGAAGGCCCCCUGAUACAACCGAUGGCCUCCUCCCAGAACUGGCCAAGAAGAAGCUUGGCAGACCCUCCGGUUCGGUUAACAUCGAUCGGAACCCAUUCUCAACCUACCCUUCAUAUCGAGCGUCUACCCAACGGCAUUUGGCCAAUCGCUGCUGGAUGGCGGCAGCUUUAGAAACUCUGUACGCUCUGUACAGUCCACUUUGGCAUCGGGGAUCCAGCGGGAAGGGCACCUCACUGUUCACUUCUCUGGUGAAACAUUUUUCUGCACGGACAACUUACGAGCUAACACAAGCAGGAAGCAUUCGGGGGGCACUUACCAAGGCCCAAACGUCGUUGUUCACCCAGGCUCAGAAUCGAUCUCCCGGUAGCUUUGUCGAAGGUGAAUUUGCGUCAGCAGAUCUCUUUAUUGAGAUGUUGUUGGAUCCAAAGGCCAACCCGAAUCGAGCCCUCAAGGGCCUAUUUGAUCUGGAGGAAAAACGUGUGUUGACCUGUCAGAGUCAUCCUGGUGAAACAAAGAAUCUCACUCGAGUGGUGCACACAAUCAAUAUACGGCGUGAAAUGUUUGACGACAAUCAGAUCCCUCAUGCAAACGUCACUCAGCUGUUGAGAAAAUGGAAUUCAACCUCACUGCAAGGUUUAUCCGGGUUGACAUGCAAGAGUUGUCUUGCUGAGCAGGUGAUCAGGCACCAAUCAUUUGUGCCAGUGGCGUCCGAUGUUGAAAUGAGCACCUCUCAGGUCGAUUCUAGCGUCAAGGGCUUGUACAAGGAGUCCUCAACCCUUGUGGUCCCAUUCGGCAAAGCCCCGCCUCACCUUUACUUCUUCCUGGAUGUGGCGCCAAUCAUCGACAACGAUGAACAACAGCUUUUCAUGGCAACUACCGACUGGCCAAUGUCUCUUUUUGUCUCAAAUCAGAAGUAUAGCCUCUUUGCGCGUGGUUAUUGGAAUGGCAGCCACUACUGGAGCAAGGUGCUCAAAAGCGUCGGGGGGAUGGUAGGUGUAUGGCUUCACAACGAUCUUCAAAACGAUGGGUAUGCUCGCUUGGUAAACGUGGAUCCCAGUAAGCUCAGUGGGCCUGCUCCUCACACCAGUUGGCUGAUGUACUCCCGCUGCUGGACCGGGCCUGAAAAGGAAUAUGUCGAUGAGAUGAUGGAUAAAAUCCACAAGGAUUAUCCCCAUGCGACUGGUCAUCUGGCUUUUGAGGGACUCUCCAACUUGCUGGAGUCUAUCAAAACCGACAAGCCCAACUUGGAGGAGUCCAUCAUCACCAACAAGCCCAACUUGGUGGAGUCUAUCAUAACCGACCAGCCGAUUUCACAGCUUGACAAGCAUCCCAAAGUCCCGGACAAGCCAGUUGCAUCCCCGUUGCCCGCGACUAUAGACUACAAACCAACCAGUUCUCAGGGUGGCACUCCAGUAGCUGCCGGAAGUGAUAUGGUCAUCAACCCGGAAACCACAACCGUCAGCCAGAAGAAGCUUAAGCUGAAGAUAAAAUGGUCAACACCAUCAGCACCUAAGGAGGAUAAGGAAGCUGCUACUUCAGGUGCUGGAGAGCUGACCGGAAAGUUGAAUGGGAUUGGUUCUCGGAGGAGCAAGCGUGUCACCAAAAAUGGGAAAUAG